Molecule: messenger RNA, 1478 nt
Organism: Schistocerca gregaria
Lineage: Eukaryota; Metazoa; Arthropoda; Insecta; Orthoptera; Acrididae
Product: cell division cycle protein 123 homolog
Exons: 3
Coding region: 21-1130 (369 amino acids)
Cellular component (GO): cytoplasm
Source: RefSeq, a predicted model, not a curated record
UCUCAGCUGCGCCUCGCAGAAUGACUCCUCCAGAUGAAAAUUGCUACGCAGAUUUAACUCAACUAGAACUCUACGAACAGCUUUGGACCUGCAGUAUCGCGCAGUGGUACAAAAAUCCAAAUCUCGCUCGUAUCACCUUUCCAACGCGAUUCCUGUCUCUCUCCGACGCAGUAGUGAGGCACCUACUGGACAGCGAAGGCAUAUUCUUGGAUGCGCAAUGCGACAUUAGAAGCCUCGAUCCAUGCGGCGACGACUCAGACGACGAAUGGUCUAAAAAUCCAGGGGCGCCGCCCUCGCAGGAGGAAGAAUCAUCGGACAGCUCAGUCAAUAGAAAACGACUGGAUGUGCCUGAAGAGACAAAAGAACGAAUAAAAGCGGCUCUGAAAAUGUGGGCCUCCCCCGGAAAAGAUGGCGGUAUCUUUGUCAAAUGCUUUUGGUCAUCGGCACUCGACGCACGUUGGAUAAUACCUUGCGGGACGCUAAAAUGCACGACCACCGAUGAAGUCUUGCUAGCCAUACAAGCGUCGGAUCGCAUCCGAAGCGACUUGGAACUGUUCAAAAAGAUUCAGUCGAGUCUGCACAGUCAAGAGGCCGCCUCGGCCCCGCAGCUGGCUUUGCGGAAGUGGCACAACGUCAACACAUCCAUGGAAUUCAGGUGCUUCGUCAAGCACCAUGAACUCAUAGCAAUCAGCCAGAAACAGAUAUCGGAAUGCUGGCUCUUUCUGUCGAAAGAAAAAAAAGACAUCGAAAGCAAAAUUAUCGAAUUCUGGCAAACAAAGUUGGCGGAUCAUUUCCCACUCGACUCUUACGUAUUUGACACUUACAUACACUCGCGAGGAUCCGUGUGGUUGGUCGAUAUUUCCCCCUACCACGCGGACUAUACAGAUCCUCUUUUGUGGACAUGGGAGGAAAUAGAUGCAUUGACCAACGUCAGCCAUCGAGCCGAGCUGCGAGUAGUGGAAGAACAAGGCAUCGUUCCCAACCUCUUCCGUAUGACGACAGGGCUUCCAUACGACUUAUUGCAAAUGGAAGAAAUCAAACAACUUCAGUUCGACAAAUUGAUCGACUACUUGAAAAACUUGCCAAACCCGAAAAAAAAGCAGAUCAACCCCGAUGCCAGCCAGCAAUAAUAGACGCAAACCAAAAAGCUCGGGCAAGCAAUUCUGAAAAGAGACUUCCUCCACCGUUCAGAGCAUCGCUUUCUCCCGCCUUGAGAACGGAUAAAAUCAACAAAAUAAUGAAGAUGUUCAAAAAUCACCAGGAAAACGCAUUUGUUAAGUGACAGAGAUGACCCAAUCGCAGCAAACGCCAGAGUAUCGAAAAUGUGUCCCAGGCAUUGUACCUCUCUUCCUGGAAUUUUUUUGUGUCCACGUGUCCCGGAUUGACGCAAUCAUUCGCGGAGAGAUGCGCACACGCCGCUCGCCAAACAAGGAUUGUUGUAUUCAGUGAAAGCAUCGAUUGCCGGGGCAUUGAGCAAA